AUAAAGGGUUAAUCUUAUUCCGUGCAUUCGUGCGGCUGUCCGCGGCAUUACAUAUACUAAACGAAGCCAGUGUGACACUCGCAAUGCAGAAACUAGCGUUGUCUCGGGCAACAGUGAGACUUUCGUUUGUGGUCGGCUGCAAUGUAACUUGUAUUACCAACAAUUUUGCGUCUGCGUCUGUCAUUUUCCGGUGAUAAGUUGGAACAGGGUCGACCUGUGUGCUGUAUCAUCUGAACAACAAGCGAAGGAUGUCCCGCAGUCGAGACCUAAACUCUAACCCAGAUCAGUUUAGGAUUCUCAACACCAAUGAGCUCCGGGAUCUUUUACAAGAUGAAGCAACAAUGGACCAGAUCAUCAGACUCAGUCAAAAGUUUCAGGGCCUGCAGGUGGACCGGGAGGCCCUGCUGACGGCCAAUCGCGGCCUGGCGGAGGAGAACCUCUCUCGACGGCCGCGUCUGCAGAACCGCAAGCUGCUGCUGGCGGAGAAGUACCGGGAACUGGAGGAGCUGAUGGCCGCCUGCCGUGAAAAGCAAAGCCGACUCGACGCGUGCAUAGAAAGGCAUGGCCCUCCGAUGGCCCAGCGUCUUCUCCAGGAAGAGGUGGUCCGUGCUGAGGAGAAAUCUGAGGACCUCCUGGAGAAGUUCAUGGCGGGCGGCAUGUCGCUGGAGGGGUUCCUGGAGUCCUUUCACAGCUCCCGGAGAGCGUACCACAUCCGCCGCGCCCAGGCAGAGAAGCUCCAGGAGUUGUGCAGGCCGCGGAGGAAACUACGGAACCUCAACGAGGCCAAGAAGGAGUCGGGCGAGCGGCACGAGCCUCCCGCCAACGGCCUCGCCUCUCAGGGUCCGCUGCGUGUCUUUCAGCUCCGCUACGGCCUCACCCCGGCCAUCAUCCUCCCCCGCCUCCCCCUCGCCUCCAGUCCAGGCCCCUGCCUACCUCCUCUGGAUAAGCGACUAGGCCAGCCCCAGGCUUUCGGGCCUAGCGCUCCCCUUCCGGGCCCCGGCCAGCCGGUAGGCCUCAGAGUGAUCGGCCAGCUCCCAGGAUGGUCGGCCAGGCCCGUGCGUUUACAGCAGCUUUGCAGGCAACCAAACCACCAUCACCAGCAGCAGCAGCCAGACCCCCCGUUGCGAUAACGCGACUGCUUUCCGUCCACACCAACUGCCGGGUGACAUUACAGACUUCCGCAGAAAAUCGUUGACUGACAUCUUUCUCGGUAUGGUAUGGGAAGUCAUGGCCAGCCGAGGCGACGGCAUAUUGAACACUGCCACCACUAAGGGUUGUUAUUGAUUAGGUCUAAGUUAUUGAUAUGAUCGAUCAGUCGAUUGGAAUCAAUAAAAUGGCUCAAAGUUG
Molecule: messenger RNA, 1347 nt
Organism: Anguilla rostrata (American eel)
Lineage: Eukaryota; Metazoa; Chordata; Actinopteri; Anguilliformes; Anguillidae
Product: vacuolar protein sorting-associated protein 37D-like
Exons: 4
Coding region: 249-1130 (293 amino acids)
Biological process (GO): protein targeting to membrane; ubiquitin-dependent protein catabolic process via the multivesicular body sorting pathway; protein targeting to vacuole
Cellular component (GO): ESCRT I complex
Source: RefSeq, a predicted model, not a curated record